AUGGGUUUCACCGACUUUUUCUCCGAUGUGAUGUCCUCCUGGGGCUUCCCCGAGGCCCAGGCUGAGGCUCCCGCCGAAACCACCGAGGAGUCCAGCGCCCCCGAGGCUGAGUCCGAUGUGAAGACCGACGAAACCCCCAGCGAGGAAUCCGCCGAUACUGAGGACACCCCUGAGGAGAGCUCCGAGGAGAGCUCCGAGGAGAAGGGUGAAGAUGCCGAGGAAGAGGGAGAGGGAGAAGAAGAGGGAGAGGAAGAAGAGGAGGAAGAGGAGGAGGAAGAAGAAGAGGAGGAGCCCGAGGAUGUCAAGCCUAAGUUGGAGGAGGAAUGUGCCAACUCCGCUCAGUGUGCCCCCUACAAGCACCACUACGACGAGUGCGUCGAGCGCGUAACCUCGCAGCAGGAGGACGAGGACUACAAGGGUCCUAAGGAGGACUGUGUCGAAGAAUUCUUCCACCUCGUCCACUGUGCCAACGCCUGCGCUGCUCCCAAGCUCUGGAAGGCCCUCAAAUAA
Molecule: messenger RNA, 510 nt
Organism: Aspergillus puulaauensis
Lineage: Eukaryota; Fungi; Ascomycota; Eurotiomycetes; Eurotiales; Aspergillaceae
Product: cytochrome b-c1 complex subunit 6 family protein
Exons: 3
Coding region: 1-510 (169 amino acids)
Biological process (GO): mitochondrial electron transport, ubiquinol to cytochrome c
Source: RefSeq, a predicted model, not a curated record